UCCCUGUGCUGCCUUACGUUUCUUCUGACCUCAACUCCUGGGCCCUCUCCUUGUGUUUUUCUUCCCCUGUGCAGUUGACUUCUUUUUACUUGUUCUGAAUUCGUCCUUUGUGCCUACUCCCCUGUAGCUUUGUGGCCCACAUUGUUCUUUGGUCUUUGCAUAUUCUGCCUCUUUCACCCUUUCUGUCCAUUGUCACUUGUGUUCACAGAACUGCAAAUGGUGGUUUUGUUUAGGAUGUAGAGGAAUGGUUGGUGAUGAGGGUGGAAAGGUGGUUUAAUUCUCAAAGAACCUGGCAGAUGGGCACAUGAGAAGUGGUUAUGUAGGUCACCAUGCAGGUUUCUGUGUGGCUAAGAGGUCAUUAGGACUGUGACAGUAUUAAUCUGCUGAUAGUGUGUGGCAGGGGUUAAAAUGCAGAGAAGGUGGCAGGGAGUCACUAUAACUGGGGAGGUGAGGUCUUUCUGAUGUUCAGACCAUAACAAAAGAGCUUGGAUGGAUUGUCUUUUCCUCCUGCCUUCCCCAGAACCAUGUUUUAAUGUGAAAUGGCUGCUCUGCUUGAAGUGGAGUGCAGGACCUGGGGCCCCCUUUUUGACCCCUCUCCAUUACUCAGAGGUAGCCCUUGGGGAACUUCAGAGAACUUCAAGAGCCCUUUGAAAUAACAGUUUCAGAUCACUGACUCCAACCGUUUUAGAUUCCUACCAGCUUUUGAGAUUCUGUGUUUUUCUACUGCUUCUCAGUGUGCAUCUGUCACUUUGCUUCUCCCCACUUGUCCAAACAAUAAGUAAUACAGAUAAGACUACUGUCAUACCGGCUUGCCUUCAAGGACUUGGGGGAAUCUUAAACUGAGGCAAAAGGAUUCCAGCCACAUGUUUCCUCUCCUGGUGUGUGAGUCACUAGAGGGAUUCCCCAGUAAGGCAGGAUUCUUGCAAGCUGGGCUGGAACACGAAAGGGGUGGAGUCUGAGCAAGCCAGGCCAAGGUUUCAGUUGAUGGGCUUACAAGUACCUUGACUAUAUCGCCCACAGGUGAUGGAGGACGAGGAGAAGGCAGUGGAGAGCUUGGUGAGCAACGCGGAGGCUGCUCAUUCUCCAUCCCCCAUCCGCUGCUGCCGGCUCCGCCUCCGCUAUUUGGCAGCUACUAGCAUUAUUUGUGGCUGCUCUUGCCUGGGCAUCAUGGCUCUUGUGUGUGCCAUCAAGGCAGAAGAGCGGCAUAAGGCAGGCCGGUCCGAGGAGGCAGUGCACUGGGGGGCCCGGGCCCGGAGGCUCAUCCUGGCCAGCUUUGCCGUCUGGCUUGCUGUCCUUGUUCUGGGCCCCCUGCUGCUGUGGCUGCUGUCCUAUGCCAUCGCUCAGGCUGAAUGACCUUGGGUAGCCUCUGCUGAGAGUCAGCUGAGACCUCUUGGAUUGCACAGUUCAGCACUGCUGGAGUCCAGUGCUGGCAGUGGCCCUUCCCUGGCUGGAAGAACGGUGCCUCUCUCAAGGACCUUUGAGAAGAUCUCUUGUUGCCCUCUAUAGGAGGGCAGCUGCUGAGACUGAUGAGGGGCAUCUGCUUGCUCAUGUUCUUUCAGUGCCUCCCAUCCCCUUUUCCCCCCACCCCACGCUGAGGGACCUCCACUCAAGAGGUGGGGCUGGAGACCAGGCCUGAUUUUAAAAAUAGAAUUUGUUCUGUAAUAAAAACCUUUUUUAGUGGUGAAA
Molecule: messenger RNA, 1686 nt
Organism: Choloepus didactylus (southern two-toed sloth)
Lineage: Eukaryota; Metazoa; Chordata; Mammalia; Pilosa; Megalonychidae
Gene: TMEM265
Product: transmembrane protein 265
Exons: 2
Coding region: 1024-1353 (109 amino acids)
Cellular component (GO): membrane
Source: RefSeq, a predicted model, not a curated record